AUGGCAGCGACCAUCUCCACCGAUUCUUGGGAUUCACCGCCGCAAGAACACAUGUCUCUGAAUACCCUUCCGUACGAUCUAUUAUUGAAUGUAGCUCAACACCUCGAUCUGCGGGAUAUCUACGCUGUUCAGCUGACGUGCAAGUCUCUUCAUGACUUUGCAACUACCAGGCCUGUUUUCCGCAACCUCGCGGUGGACCUUCUGCGCCGCUGUCGGGCGUUGCCUCUGUCCGGUUUUCAACGCUUAUCGGACCUCAGCACGGAUCAGCUCAUUGCAGCCGUCAAGAAGGCCACCCGUCUCGAGACAGCUUGGUCGAUCCGUGCGCCACGUCCGUCGCACUCAUCGCCAUACGCCGAAGAAACUACAGACUCCAGUUCGACGCCCAAGUGGUACAGAGUAAUUAGCGCCCCGCCUUACGAAGAGGUUGACUGGCUCUCCCCGAUUACCUCGAGUUAUAGCUUGUGUGCUACGAAAAGCGGGAAAGUCGUGUGCUGGGAUGUCCACCGUGACAUUUGUCUUGCGGAGUGGGACCCGAAUGGGCGAUGGGAGCUGUGGAAAUGCCGCGUGGAGUUCGAUAUCCGCACGGUGUUCUUUACAAUGGCCAAAGUUCUGCACAAGACAUACGACGACAGACUCAUGGAGUUUGUGCUCAUGAAGCUGCAUUUUCCUGAUAGCGGGACAGAGAAUGGCACUGAUGCAGAUGGUGAUGCGUCUGUGGCACCUGUAUUCUCCCAUUUAGCAACGUUCAGGACGAUCGGGGUGGUGAUGAAUGUGUUUCUGCUUGAUCCUGCAUCUCGGUUACUAUCUGCAUUUGUGUGGGUGUCGGCCUUGAACACCAUUGGGUUAUACGCACUCUUGGACUGGGACAAGAAUGAAUUCGUAUUUAUAGAUACCGGUAUUGAAUGCUCGCUGUCCUCAAAUUGGUCAUGUAUUCUCCACAAGGAACAGAUUGUAAUUCACUCAGAGGAGAGCGAUCGCGCAUAUCAAUACUUUUACCCAAUUUCUCUCUUGCAGCAGCAUGUCAAGCCGUCGUCCUCCGCCAAGGGGUUCUUCCCGACCAUCUCCGACCGUGUAUGCCCUGCGUACACCAUGUCUGCACCGUUCGUUUUUCCCUCGCCCCCUCCUGCAUCUGCAACAACUUCGCUUUCGAACAACGGACAGGGACACGACAAUACUGGUGGCCCACGUCACCCAGCCGCUGCAUCCGUGACGCCAAACCCCUUCCCGUUCCCUCCUUGGUACCCCGAGAGCGCGCAUUUUGUGCGGCAAUGGUGGCCUACCUUGUCUGCAGUCCCCAGACUGAGCUGCACGGUAGUUCUAUUGGCUGAUCACGACCCAGAUACACACAGGACGCGAUAUGUCCUUGCACAACAUUACUUCAAGGUACCUCUGGCUGAGCCAGAUGCUCAUCAUUCUCUUGGCGCGUUAACAGCUGCCGUAGAAGCUGGUGGGCAACUACAUGGGCGGGCGGGGUCCUCGGAUUCGCCAAGUGGAGUAGAAGUGCCCCACAGUGCCAACUCCGGCCCGGCGAAUAACACACAGGGACGGCCUCGACGACUUGAGGACGCAAUGAUGCGGAUAUGGUACGUCAGUGAACCAUUCGAGGUGGUGUGCGUAAUCGACGGUGUGGACGAGGAGGGCGACGACGGGGCGGGGACGGUGGAGCGCCCUCGACCGCUCAUGGCAGUUGACUUUGGACAUGCGGUAUGGAUCGAAUUCGUGGACACCGAUAGGAAAGACUGGGGGCCGGAACCCAAGCGGUUGCGUUUCGUGUCAUUCCCGCCUAUCACCAGCGACGCAGACGAGCAUGAGACGUUGUACGGGAAGACCGGGGGUGCGUCGAAGGAGCCUGCUGACGGAUAUAACACGGAGGGAGCGGUGAGGACUUUGGAGAUACCGCAGGAACUGGACCUAGAUGCCGUGGAGACGAUUAACAUUGACCAAUCGCAGGGCGCGGUUAUCAUAUCGGUCAAGGAGGGCAGAAUAUUUAUUCUGUGCUAUGAGUAG
Molecule: messenger RNA, 2007 nt
Organism: Sparassis crispa
Lineage: Eukaryota; Fungi; Basidiomycota; Agaricomycetes; Polyporales; Sparassidaceae
Exons: 4
Coding region: 1-2007 (668 amino acids)
Molecular function (GO): protein binding
Source: RefSeq, a predicted model, not a curated record